Gavialis gangeticus (Gharial) is the source of this 3559-nucleotide messenger RNA. It is a transcript of the gene FOXR1, whose product is annotated as forkhead box R1. The record is from RefSeq and is a predicted model, not a curated record. Gene Ontology annotation, molecular function: sequence-specific double-stranded DNA binding; DNA-binding transcription factor activity. NCBI's taxonomy places the organism in Eukaryota, Metazoa, Chordata, Crocodylia, Gavialidae. The transcript is spliced from 6 exons. Bases 1914 to 3017 code for a protein of 367 amino acids. Gene Ontology annotation, cellular component: nucleus. Gene Ontology annotation, biological process: regulation of DNA-templated transcription.
UUGGAGGCAGAUUGGAAGGAUUUGGACCCUUUCAAACUGUCAUUGUUAACCCCCGUUGAUACCUUAGGACUCCUGAAGAGGAGGUGUAUGUUAGGGGUUCAGCCCCUCCUCUCUUUGAUGCGGGCUGGACAGAGAUGCUAGGUCAAACCUCUGCUUCUUCCGAAGAGUCCCUCAGUCACAAACAGGACAAACCAGCUUGCCAUUCCUGAGAUGCCCAACACAGAAGCCAAACAAAAAUUAAGGCAAAGCCCUACAAAACUUUCAGCCCUGCUCUGUGGAUAUUAAAAGUAGUAAACAUAGGGUACAAAUCCAUUCCUCUGUGAUGCACGUGACCUUUAACACUGUAUCCUCUGUUUAAACAAAGUGCUUGGCCAAGCUGACACUGCAAAGCUUUCCUGGCACAGCUUCACUGGUUGGGAGCUUAGAAAAACAUUGUGCGGCGUAAGUCCCCAUCCCACUGGGCUCCUGCAGAGACAUUAGUUAUUGUAGCACCUGUGCUGGCUGCAGCGUCUGGGAAGAGCAAGGGCACGCUGGACUGUUCCUCGUAAGGGAUGGUGGGGAAAACGCUCUUUAGAGCAAGGGCUAAGUGUGUUGUCUGUGCUUUCACCUCCUCUCUCAUUUCUUUGGUCUACAUGCUUUCCCUUGAGCACUAAUACAUCAUAUGUGCAUGAAGUUUAUCUUCUGCAAGGGGCUCCUCUUUCUUCUGCACCUAAGGACGGCAUCCCAAAAGGCAUUAAAACAUAAUCUUCUGUUGAAAAGGACGCCUACCUGGUUUGCUUUUGUGCAUGCUGGUAGUUGGCAAGACAUAUCCUGAACCUUCGCUACAAAUGAAAACCCAAAGGCGAGCCAAGUAUUUGACACCGGUUUCAUAAAAGUUUGGCCGGUGGCUCACUGUCACUCGCAACGUUUAUUUCUAAAUCACCAAAAACAGUCAACUUAGUUUCAUCACCAGGAAUCUGGGUUUAGCGUUUCCCACAGAAAACCCCCACAGAUUUUCCCUUUAAACCGAGAAAAACACCGAUUUUUUUGUUUUAAUGGAGAAACACACUGAUUUCCCACUUCUGCAAAGAGCUCUCUGCAGGUUGGCAGUUCCAGCCCGCAAGGGGCCGAGAGGAGCGGGAGGAGGGCUGUCAGGCAGGGGUGCCACGUGGCCGCCCAGCAGCCUGCAGGUGGGGGCAGGGGGAAUUGAGGCCCCCACAGGUACGGAGGGAGGGAGCUGGGCAGGGCUGGAGCUGUUGUAGGGUGGCCAUCGUAGAGGACAGUCCUGUUGUCCUGUCCUCUGUUGAUACAAAACCAGAUGCCUUUAUGUCCUCUAUUUUUCUCUUGAGGAGAAGGAGGUGAGAGGCUCAAGCUAGAACGUGGAGAAAAGGGAGAGAUGAAUCUGGUUAGAAACAGAGGCAGAGAUUUCCUGUCUCUGUCACCCCAAAACCCUUUUGGCCUGCCAAGUUCUACCCAAAUGCACUUAGGGGUCCCAGACCAUACAGCCCACUGACUCGUGAGCCACCCUGUAUUAGAAACAGUAGUCUCAGUCCAGGACAGGAUAAAACAAGUGUGCGAUAUAAAUUCCACUGCAUUUAAAUUCCAAGCAAAACCUUAGACUAAGUGUCAGUACAGCUUUAGGAGCCAGGUACUUACCAAGAAUUCAGUCUAAAAGGGUAGACAACAAAGCCCAGGCAGUGACAGCGCUUUUAUUCUCACGUAGACUACCUGCUGCCAUUGACACUAAUCCCAAAGCCCUUGGGGAGAUCUUUAAUAGGUAUUCAGAUGUGUGAACUAGGGCCCAGCCUCUCUCUCACCUGGCUCCAAUGUUUCACUUUCUUUAAUGAGCUACAGGCCCAAGGAGCAGAAUUAGAGAGUUGUUAUAAAUCAGCAGGGCGCACUGGGCUCAGCCCUGCUAACAUUCUUCCAGGGGCAUGGCAACAGUAGAUUCUAAUACAGUGUUCCUGAGUUUCAAGAAAAACACAUUUUGGGAAAGCCUGCAUCUCAAGAGUGGCCUUGAAGACUGGGAUAUGGAAGAGGAGCUCAAACUGACCAACACCUGUGAUCAGUUCCCCCAAGCUGCUGUCAAGGAAGCAAACCACCACAUGCUGAAAUGGCAGUGUGACCAGCAGGCAUGCAGGCAAUCACUCCCCAGGGAACGGUCUGAUGCGCCUCCUGAUGAAUCAAAUGUGCAGCCUCAUCUGUGGAUGUGGGUGAACCCUAAUGCGGCCUGCCCCACUGCAAGGCAUGUGGGCACAGAUGCGACGGAAGGUAGGAGUCUCUUGUCCUCAACAGCUGCUGCCGCCAUAAGCCUUCCAUCUCCAAGCCCUUCCUUGGAUUACUCCAACCUUGACUGCUCAGAGGAGGAUCUGCUGUCAUCAGCCAGUGAGGCAGAGAAGUUUACUGAGGAUGAAGAUGCUGCAUCUGUAGACAUCCAACUCUCUCAGAAGAUGGUGGAAGCUCCCAAAUUCAAGGCGAACCUGGCACCCUGGAAAGCAAAGGUCUCCAGGUCUCAGAGCAGGAAGCUCAAGUACACCCUGCAGGCGAAGGCCAAAACCAAGGAGAUCUGGCCUCGCCCCCCCCUUAAUUACUGCAUCCUCAUCACCCUGGCCCUGUACAACAGUGCAGAGGGCAGCCUGACUGUGCAGCAGAUCUACCAAUUCACACGGCAUCACUUCCCAUUCUUCCAGACAGCCCCAGAUGGCUGGAAAAACACUAUUCGACACAACCUGUGCUUCAGCAGCAGUUUCGAGAAAACCACCCGCUUUGUGUGCACAGAGGGGAACCGCAAGGCACGCCUGUGGAAGCUGACCGCAGACGGACGCAGGAAGUUUGAGGAAGAGAUGCAGGCUCUACCCACGGAGGCUCUCGACUUGGUGCACCAAAGCAUGAACGAACCAGGUACAGUCCAAAGGGAGCAAUUCUUGUCCGAGCGGUCCAGGCAAGAGCAGCAGUCUCUGGAGACUGUUGUGAGGGAGCUGCAACUGGGCCACAUCUGCGUGUGGAGGGCCCUAGGGAAGGAGCAGAGAGCAGGCUAGGCUGAAUGGCUGACAAAGACAAGCUUUAACCGAAGCCAGGAGAGGGGCUGCUGCGUGGAACCAUCCUCCCUUUGAAUAGAUGAGCCACUCGUGCUCCCCCUUGUCUGAACCGUCUUCCUACCCCCAGCACUUGACAAGGCACCAGAAACCUCUUACACACCAUUUCACUGUGCUCUGCUCCACCAUUAAGAGUUUGGAGGCACGCUAGGGCCCCUCUACACCUUACAUUUAUGCCACAAUCAAUGCACUAAUCACAGCACACACAGCAAAGCUGUUACGUAUACACCCAAUUUAAGGCACCAUGAAAUAUUAAGCCAGCUAUAAAAAUGUUACCUACAGAACACUUUUAUGGCCGAUUUGUGUGGCGCUAGAAAUUGAACAAGCGGCAUGUUUGCACACCGGGCUCCCUGGAGCUGAUACCCAACAAGCUCAUUGUAGGUACCGCCGCCAGGGCAGGCCUGGUUUUCCAACUCAGCCCGGAGAUACCUCGUGGGGAAGAGGGGCGGCAAAUCAUAGUUUCUAGGGUUGGAAGGGACCUGAAC